AGGGGGCGGGGCCCGCGUUUGAAAUGCCAUCCCGUGGUGCCCCGCGGCCGCCGCUGAUUGGCCGGGCCGGGCGCUGCGCGGUUCAAAGCGGCGGUGGCGCGCGCGGCUCAUCCUGUCCUGGCAGCGCCUCCGCUCCCAGUCCCGGCAUCGGCAUGGCUUCCUUCGGCUCCCAGGGCGGCGGCACCGCCAAGAAGGAGGAGAAGGGCAAGAACAUCCAGGUGGUGGUGCGGUGCAGGCCUUUUAAUGCCUCAGAACUUAAAGCAAGCUCCCAUCCUGUUGUAGACUGUGAUCAAGCAAGAAAGGAAGUUAGUGUCCGCACUGGAGGAGUGACAGAUAAGACAUCAAAGAAGACUUACACAUUUGAUAUGGUUUUUGGACCUCAGGCUAAGCAGAUUGAUGUAUACCGGAGUGUUGUGUGUCCCAUUUUGGAUGAAGUUAUUAUGGGCUACAACUGUACCGUGUUUGCCUAUGGCCAAACUGGUACUGGUAAGACCUUCACAAUGGAAGGGGAGCGGUCACCCAAUGAGGAAUAUACUUGGGAAGAGGACCCACUGGCUGGUAUAAUACCCCGCACACUGCAUCAAAUAUUUGAAAAACUCACAGAGAAUGGUACUGAAUUUUCAGUGAAAGUCUCUCUUUUGGAGAUCUAUAAUGAGGAGCUUUUUGAUCUUCUGAAUCCUACUCCUGAUGUUGGAGAAAGACUGCAGAUGUUUGAUGACCCUCGAAACAGGAGGGGUGUAAUUAUUAAAGGCUUGGAAGAAGUAACUGUACACAACAAAAAUCAAGUCUACCAAAUCCUGGAAAGGGGUGCAGCAAAGAGAACAACUGCAGCUACUUACAUGAAUGCAUAUUCCAGGUACAGAUCUUCCUCAUUUCAGAAACUGUGUUUUGUUCUUGUUAUGGAGGAAGAAGUGAAAAAGAUCACUGAACUAUUCACAGUUAGUAAAAAUGAACUUCAACAGUGUAAAGCACAUCUGCAAAUCAAGGAGAAAGAGCUAGAAGAAACACAAAAAGAUCUGCAAGAAACCAAGGUUCAUCUGGCUGAAGAAGAAUAUGUGGUUUCAGUUUUGGAAAACAAUGAACAAAAACUUCAUGGCACAGCUAGCAAGUUACUUAGUACAGUUGAAGAAACUACAAAAGAUGUAUCUGGGCUUCAUGCGAAACUGGACCGUAAGGAAGCUGUUGAACAGCACAAUGCUGUUGUCCAAAAUACAUUUGCUGUACAAAUGAAUGCUUUGUUCAACAAAAUACAGGAUUCACUUAGUGAAAACAGUUUGAAGCAGCAACAGAUGUUGACAUCUUACACAAAUUUUAUAGGUGACCUCUUAUCUACCAGUUCUUCCACAGCUGAUAUUCUUGCGUCGGUUAUGUCAGCAGCUUGUGCCUCUGUUAAAGAAUUGGUGUCUACAGAAAUUUCUCACGUGUCUGAGAAAAUAACACAGCAUGAGAAUCUAUCAUUGGAUUGUAAAGCUGAGCUGCUGAGAUUAAUUGAGAAACAUGAAACCGGUCUAGGAAGAGCGUUAAAUAGCUUGUCACCGGUGGUAGAAUUUGUUUUGGGGUUAAACUGUCGGUUUCAGAGUAACGUGAAGAAAUACUCUGCUGUGGCUGACCAGAUGGAGGACCAUAAAAGGGAAAUGGAUACCUUCUUUGGAGGUCUUUCUCUCACUCUGAAAAAAAUACGUGAAGAAGUGGACAGUGGAUUUGCUGAGCUUCAGCAUAAUUGUGAUAACUUAAAAGAAGAACUGGAAAUGACGAGGUUGGCACAUGCAAAGAGAACAGCCGAGUUCAUGUCCUCGCUGCAAAGCCAGCUUGACGUGUUUGCUCAGGAGACUCAGGAGAACUUAACUAAAGUCCUCAGGAGAAAUGGAAGCUUGAAGACCACCAUCACUGCUAUGCAAGAAAACGUUCACCUGAAAACUACAGACCUAGUCAGCAGUACAAAUUCCAAUCACGACAAAUGUACUGCAUCUCUGGAUAAUUUCUCUCAAGAGCUCAGGGGCAUAAAUGCUGAAAACAAGAUGAUGCUGGAAGAAUCCAGUGAGCACUGUCAACAUCUUCUCAACAAUCUCAAGGAUAUGUCUCAGGACACCAAAAACUGGUGUGAAUUUACAACUGCUCAGAUGGUCAGCUUUACUGAUCAGCAGCUAUUGUCCUUCAGUGAUGAGAAACAGCAGUUUCAGUGUUUACAAAAGAAAAGUGAAGAACACUGUGAUAAAACAAUAGCUGAAAUUGCUGACCGUAGUAGUAGACAAGUGGCUGCUGAGGGGAAGUUACUCAAUGGCUUUCUUGAUCAGAUAAAGGUGGAUAAAGAGAUACUUCUGGAGCAGAAGCUGGCACUUAGCAACGAAGUACAGCAUGGACUAACUCAGGUUAAUGGUUUCCUGCAAGAGGAUCUGAAAGUGGAUAUUCCAACAGGGACAACUCCACAGAGAAGAGACUACUCCUAUCCAGUCACACUCGUGAGAACAGAGCCACGGGAACUUCUGCUGGAGCAAUUAAGGCAAAAGCAAUGUAAGCUUGAUGCUCUGCUAAGCAGCAUGACAGAGGAGGUGGAGGAUAAUGCAGGUCAGGACCUGUUGGAAGAGGAGGGAGUGUUGCAAGAACCCAAUGAAAGCCUUGCUAGCGACAAAAGCUUAGUGGAUACAAAUGUAUACUGCCACACAAAUGGUGGCAUUCCUUUUUUCCAGCAGAGAAGUCGUCGCAAAAAGGGUAAAGAGAACAAAUCUGCAGUUACUGUGGAGAACAAAAUGGAGGACACAACAGAAGAGCUUCUUCAUGAAUCCAAACAUCCUUUAAGACUGCUGAACUAAGAGAUAUCUAUUGUAGAUCCCUGUUUUUAAAAAUUUCUAUCUCAUUGUCUUACUGAGCCAUAAUGUUCUUGGUUAUUCUUGGUCUCUCUUUGUUGUGAUGUAUUGAUGCAAAAUCGAAUCAAAAGAUUGGCCUGCUUGAUGUCGUGCCUUUGUCCCAUUUUUAUAUGCUGUGCUGGUAGCUUGCAAAGUAUUAAGGGAAAAAAACCCUGCAUUAUGGUGCUGUUAUGUUUAAAUAUACUUCUGUGUUGUUAAGUAAGAUAUCAUUUUCUGUUUCUCAGAUUUAAAACACCAGAAAGAGAUAUUGAAAUAUGCUUUGUCAGCGUUAUCAGCUACCAUUUUAUAGAUUAAUUACCUGUAAAUAAGGGUUCUAGUUUUGUACCUGCUUUUUAAUCCAGUUGCUCUCUUUUAAGUUUGAUACUUCAAAUAAAUUUUGAUAUAUGGAAAACAAA
This is a messenger RNA of Empidonax traillii (willow flycatcher), 3259 nucleotides long. RefSeq names its product kinesin family member 11 (gene KIF11). The record is from RefSeq and is a predicted model, not a curated record. Gene Ontology annotation, cellular component: spindle microtubule; nucleus. Gene Ontology annotation, biological process: microtubule-based movement; mitotic spindle assembly. Bases 24 to 2810 code for a protein of 928 amino acids. NCBI's taxonomy places the organism in Eukaryota, Metazoa, Chordata, Aves, Passeriformes, Tyrannidae. The transcript is spliced from 18 exons. Gene Ontology annotation, molecular function: ATP binding; microtubule binding; plus-end-directed microtubule motor activity.